Messenger RNA from Didymodactylos carnosus, 474 nucleotides. Lineage: Eukaryota; Metazoa; Rotifera; Eurotatoria; Philodinida; Philodinidae. The record is from the annotation of a GenBank genome assembly.
UCUUUUAUUAAUUGACUUUAAUUAUAUUGCUUCUCUUGUGAAUUUCAGGAGCAGGUUGUCAUACAAACUUUUCAACGUUAAAAAUGAGAGAACCGAAUGGAAUUGAGUAAGCAAAAUGAAUGUUAUGUAAUUGAAAACUUACUAUCAAUAUGAUUUUUGUUUUCUAGAGAAAUUAAUGAGGCGAUUAAGAAACUGCAGCCGCGUCAUCAAACGCAUAUCAAAUGUUAUGAUGCAAAAGGUGGCGUGGAUAAUCUCCGACGAUUGACAGGUCGUCAUGAAACGGCGAGUAUUCAUGAUUUCAGUGCUGGUAUUGCUAAUCGUGGUUCAUCAAUUCGAAUCCCAAGACAAGUGGGUGAAGACGGUUGUGGUUAUUUUGAAGAUAGACGACCAGCAUCAAAUUGUGAUCCGUAUGCUGUCACCGAUAUUAUUGUGCGAACAAUUUGUUUGAAUGAACUUGAUGAGACUACGGCAUGA